Molecule: messenger RNA, 2185 nt
Organism: Rhizopus microsporus ATCC 52813
Lineage: Eukaryota; Fungi; Mucoromycota; Mucoromycetes; Mucorales; Rhizopodaceae
Product: RNI-like protein
Exons: 8
Coding region: 362-1888 (508 amino acids)
Biological process (GO): nucleocytoplasmic transport; activation of GTPase activity
Cellular component (GO): nucleus; cytosol; perinuclear region of cytoplasm
Molecular function (GO): GTPase activator activity; small GTPase binding
Source: RefSeq, a predicted model, not a curated record
CUCAUGUCGAAAAGUAUCUUGAAGGCUAGCAAGCCAACAAAUAAUCAAAAUGGUUCAUGGUUUUCCAAAUUAAACAAUGACACAAGUCUAUUCAACUUUAGAAAUAAAGACCAGGAGAAUAGUAACGACAUAAUCAAUGAACUUUCACCCAAGGAACUUCGUCGAGUACGAUUUCCAGUAAAGACAGAUCUGGUGACAGAAUAUAUUUUAAUAAAGGAACAAGAUACACUAGAAAAGGUGGUAAUUGAACCAGUCAAUGUUCAAACAUCCCUUCAGUUACUGUCACUUUAUGAGCUUAUUUGUAAGAAUAAGCAAGAACCGACUAUUGACUCUUUUGUAUCUACCUUGAUUGUAAGAGAUUAUGCAACCACAAGCUACUUCCUUGUCACGACUUGACUUGACUAAUCAACAUAUCACCAAACAAUCCAUAUCACCUUUAGCAGAUAUCAUGUCUAUUGACUUUGGUAUCAGAGAAUUAAUUCUUUGCAACUCUGGGUUAGAAGACGAUGCUGUCAAGAUAUUAAUGCACAGCUUAUUAGAAAAUGAUAAAAUCACCUACCUUAAUCUAUCCAAUAACCCAAAACUGACAGCGAUUGGUUAUAAAUACAUCUCUGUUUAUGCCAAAGAGUCUCGACAAUUAUCAACACUGGAUCUCUCUUUGAAUACAUUGGACAAAAAGGCAACUCAGUAUCUAUUUGCUGCCAUUACCACAAGCUCAAUGUCUCGAUUCAUUUUGAAUGGAUGCACGAUACGAACAACUGCACAAUUACAGAUACUUGCUUCAGGAGUUAAAAGAUCGCGUCUACAACACUUGACAUUACAUCAAAAUAGAAUGAACCAUCAAGGCGCACUGUCAAUAGGCGUGAUGCUCAGAGACUAUGACAACACGGGUGGAUCAUUAGAACACUUGGAAUUGGAUGGCAACGAGAUUGGCACAGGGAUUCAAUAUAUCGCACAGGCACUAAAAAGGAAUCAAAACCUACGAACCUUGUCUCUACGACAAUGUAAAUUAGACGCAAAAGGCUGUAGCCUUAUCGGUGAAGCUCUGAAAUACAAUCAACAUUUAGAGAAACUAGACUUGGGAAAUAACCCUUCUAUUUGCACACAAAGCUUGGAUGGUAUUGCUUCUAUCAAACAGGCGCUUUUAGUCAACCGUUCAUUAAAGGACCUAUGCCUUUCUGAUACAGGAUUGACAACAGAAGCUGUUAUUGCAAUCGCAGAAAGCUUGGCCGAAAACAAAUCACUGUCGCGAUUAGAUCUAUCCAAAAAUCCACUUAUUGAUAUUGCAGGGAUGAUGGCCAUCGCUGUCUCCAUCCGUCUCAAUCACAAUAUUACCUUUAUUGACAUAAAUAUAUCGACAAACGAUGAAGAGAUGAUACAGAUACACCACGACAUGUUAGCUAUUUGCACCAGAAACGCUCAGCAGACCAAAAAAGCAACAGUGACAACAGAAAAUGAACUAAAAAAUAAUCUAGUCUCAGCAGCACAAGCAACUGCUCGAUUGACCCUUCAAGAACGUCUAGAGGCCGUUACGAAGGGGAAAGUAGAUGAUGAUUCUAAUUUAAUACAGGAAGCAUUGGAGAUACUUGAAAAGAUGACAAAAUCUGAUGUUGAUGAGGAUAUGUUAACCAAAUGCAAAGAGCUUCAAGUGGCAGUGUGCCAAAGAAUACCAAAUGUAUCAGAACCUUCUCAAUUAGAACUACUAUUAGGCAUCAAUGAUAAAUUGACUACUUCCAUCGAGAAUCAUUAUCAAGACAUACCAUCGACGCCAAUACCCGAAACGAACUUGAAAAAGUUACAUGAAAUUGAAGCAGAGGAAGGUGCUGCCUUUUUGAAUGCAAAAAGACAAGAAACGCCUAAUGCAGAAGAACCAAGUGAAAAACAAUAAAUAUAUGUAUACAUUUGACAACUUCGUCCCCCAAAAUUGUAAACAUUACACCAGUGUGAAUUUAUUAAUAUAAAAGAUGUGUAUUUUUGUACAGUUGCGAGCCAUUGUGUGUGUUUGUCUCAGGAGCUCUUUUUCUUUAAAUCUCUACUUGCUUUUAUCAGUGGAAUCAAGGUUCGAACAUGAUCCCCACGCUGAAGAAAUGGAUGACUCAGCAGGGCAUUUGCAUCAGGUCUACCCUUGCUGUCGACAGUCAAGGACUGUUUCAAAAAGUCUUUAAGCGCAUCUGAUAGUUCAUCU